This is a messenger RNA of Lucilia cuprina (Australian sheep blowfly), 1156 nucleotides long. RefSeq names its product CCR4-NOT transcription complex subunit 11 (gene Not11). The record is from RefSeq and is a predicted model, not a curated record. The transcript has 4 exons. Gene Ontology annotation, cellular component: CCR4-NOT complex. The coding region runs from base 120 to 893 and encodes 257 amino acids. Gene Ontology annotation, biological process: negative regulation of translation; mRNA catabolic process. NCBI's taxonomy places the organism in Eukaryota, Metazoa, Arthropoda, Insecta, Diptera, Calliphoridae.
AAAACAUCUGGUUUUGUGUUGUUGCACAGCUGUUGAUAAACAUUAAAUUUGAUUUUUUAGAGAUUUUGUCAUUUAAUUAUGUUAUUUUAUUAAAAACAGAGAAAACUUAAAGUAAAAUUAUGGCAACUAAUAAUUAUCCUGCUCCGGAAUUCUUUUCAAUUGCUCCGCCAUUGAUGGAUUUUGAGUCCGAGCUAAUAUGGUUCGAUUGGACGGAAUCGUUUAAUGUUAAAGUGGAGUAUGACAAAAGUAAUCGCAUUAGUACCAAUACAAGGGAAUUAAUGGAGUUGGCCUUUACACAACCCCUAAAUUUGCAAGAUCAAAAGUUACUGUUGAAUGAGCUGGUCAAAAAUCCUUUCUUUGUCUACCAAAUACGUCUAACGCCCGAUAAGUUACCACGUUUAGUGGAAAAUAAUCCCAUGAUCUCUUUUGAAAUUUUGGUUAAACUAAUGGAUUCUCCCGAAAUUACCGAAUAUUUUCAUGUUUUGGUUAAUAUGGAUAUAACAUUGCACUCUAUGGAAGUUGUUAACAGAUUGACCACUUCUGUUAAUUUACCCACGGAAUUCAUACAUUUAUACAUAAGCAAUUGCAUUUCAUCUUGUGAAAAUGUCAAGGACAAAUACAUGCAAUCUCGUCUGGUACGUUUGGUAUGCGUUUUCUUACAAUCUCUUAUUCGAAACAAAAUUAUUAAUGUAAAGGAAUUAUUUAUUGAAAUUGAAACAUUUUGUGUGGUUUUCAAUCGAAUUAAAGAGGCCGUAGCAUUAUAUCGUCUAUUGAAACAUUUGGAUAUGGGAGAACCUGCCCAAAAUCCAACACCCACCAGCGGCAGUAGUUCUAAUACAACCUCAUCAUCUUCAUCGAGUAGUAAAAAUGAUAAAAAUGGAACAAAUAAAUAAUGUAUGAAAUAAAUUCAAUCGUGUAUUUUGUUGAAAAGAUAAAAUUUUUAUACUAGUCCGAAUUUGUUUUCAAAUUAAAAGACUUUCUUACCAAUUUCAAGUUCAAUUUGAUCGCGUUUUAACACAAAACAUUAUUCAACUUCUUUUGAAAUCAAUUUUUAUUUAUAUCUCUAUAAAAUAAUUAUACUUUAAUGCUUGUUAAGCUUAUACAAUAAUACAAUACAAUAAAAAUAAAACGUAUUCAUUACAUUUAAUAGAUAAAA